AUGAGCAAAAAUUAUGUGCGACUAUUGGUACUGAUCUUGAGCUACCUGUCACUGGUACAGGCUGCCGCAUACGACAGAGAAGGAAUUGCUGGACGAAAGCUAGCGAAGACUGGGCACAGACAUAAAGGACAGAGUGGGCGGAAAGGGAAGGCCGGGGGGCAAUUGCAAGGAUCGGUUUUGAUUGUUACAGAGACUGUCAAAGAGACGGUGACGGCGGGCAGUGGUGCUGGCGUUAACUCGCAGGGAUCGGUUUUGAUAGUUACAGAGACUGUCAAAGAGACGGUGACGGCGGGCAGAGGCGCUGGCGUUAACGGAACGAUCGCGGCCGGGACCGUGACGGAGACGGUCACCGUGACCCAAAAUGGAGCUGCUGGGGCACUACCUGGCACUGGGAACUUGCAGCUCUCUUUCGUGACAACAACAGUUUUCGGCACGGGCUCGCCUUCAACCGUCACCAUCACAGCUUUACCCCAGACCAUCACUCAGACGGUAGUCCAAACCAUCACCCAAGUCCAGGUCGUCGCCUCGACCGUCACCCAGAUCCAGUCGGUACCAGCAUCAAGUUCUUCCAGUCAAGUACCAGGAGUGGUUGCGGGAGCACCUGCCAAUGACGGACUACCGCGCGCCAGCGGUGGAGUGGGAGUGACGACGGUUUCGAUCCCAGCUGCUUUACACACUUCGACUUUGGAGGUGCCCCCGGCUGCUACUGCUCCUUCGACCUCAAUCUCGGUGCCCUCAGCUGAAACAACCUCCACGACGAGCGCGGCAGUAACAACUAGCAGCACAUCAUCCUCUGCCUUGGGGCUCUCUACCACUUCAACCACCGUGGAGACCAUCACCACAUCCACAACCAACCUCGCCACCAGCACAUCAACCAGCGCCCCCGCCGUAGCCAUAACUUCAGUAGUCUCUGUGAAAGCCCCUUCCUCGACCUCGACCUCGACCUCGACCUCGACCUCGACCUCGACCUCAACCUCAACCUCGAGCACCACCGCCGCCGUAGGAGCAGGAGCUGAGCCGACCUCAGUCCUUGUUCUCCCGGUCGUUUCAGCAGCCAAGCCGACAACCACCACAGUGAUGCCGGGUGUUGCGAAUGGAGGGAUUCAAUUGACUCUUGAUGUGUCGGGGCUGAGUCUGACGAACGUGUUGAAUUUGGGGAAUUUGGUACCGCCUACGGCUGCUGCGCGGCCGUGA
Molecule: messenger RNA, 1194 nt
Organism: Neurospora hispaniola
Lineage: Eukaryota; Fungi; Ascomycota; Sordariomycetes; Sordariales; Sordariaceae
Exons: 3
Coding region: 1-1194 (397 amino acids)
Source: RefSeq, a predicted model, not a curated record